AUGUCAAGUACCUUGGAACCCCGGAAGUUCCCUCGCUCGCGUACCGGGGCUCCGGUCGGUAGGAGGUGGCAUGUCGUAUCAACAAUUCCUUUUCCAACAUUCUGGAAACACUUCCGGAAAUGAAGAAUAACCGCUGCCCGCCGUUGGCUGUGGACAACCGGAAGUGCAGAGUCUGCGAUUGUGCAAUGCGACCUGAGGCGACGUCAUCGAGUCAUGCAUGCACACCGACGCCUAAGAAUUGUCCAAGCAAGUGGUGGAUGAACGAAAGUGCCGACACGCAUGAGACCAACAAAGAGAAUGGUGCACUUUCGAUCAGCAGCGACACGUACCGAAAGUGCAACGACAUGUGCAUGUUGCCGCGCAACGAUGGCUACACACUAAGCACCACAACAGAUGAGACUGGCUGUCAGACGUGCGCAUGCGUGGAUUCAGAGCCGUGUAGAAUUAUCACUUGAUAUGUGGUAGUGUUGGUGAUGAUGAUGGUGGGGGUGAUGUUUUUUGAGCGGGUUUGUGGAAGUGAUGAUGCUGAUGAUGCUGACGAAGAAUAGUAGAAGGAUGAGAAUAGGAAUGAUUGUUAUGAUGGUGCCGAUAGAUUAUGAUGUAGAUGGUGGUGCUACUGCUUCUGAGGCUGCUUCUAAUAAUAAUGAUAAGGUUGAUUAUAAUCAUGUUGCUCACGAUGUUGAUGAUGAUUAUGAAGAUAUCAUGAUGAUGAUGAUGAUGAUGUGUCGGUUGAUGAUGGUAGCGACGGGGAUGCUAUUGUAUUUGAUGAUUAUGAUCAUGAUGUCGGUUCUGAUAAUGAUGAUGAUGAUUAUUAUUAUUUUUAUUAUUAUUAUUAUUAUUAUUAUUAUUAUUUUUAUGAUGAUGAUGAUGAUGAUGAUGAUGAUGAUGAUGAUGAUGAUGAUGAUGAUGAUGAUGAUGAUGAUGAUGAUGAUGAUGAUGAUGAUGAUGAUGAUGAUGAUGAUGAUGAUGAUGAUGAUGAUGAUGAUGAUGAUGAUGAUGAUGAUGAUGAUGAUGAUGAUGAUGAUGAUGAUGAUGAUGAUGAUGAUGAUGAUGAUGAUGAUGAUGAUGAUGAUGAUGAUGAUGAUGAUGCUGAUGAUUGUGAUAAUGAUGAUUA
Messenger RNA from Dreissena polymorpha, 1114 nucleotides. RefSeq lists its product as uncharacterized. NCBI's taxonomy places the organism in Eukaryota, Metazoa, Mollusca, Bivalvia, Myida, Dreissenidae. The transcript is spliced from 2 exons. Bases 120 to 455 code for a protein of 111 amino acids. The record is from RefSeq and is a predicted model, not a curated record.